Messenger RNA from Encephalitozoon romaleae SJ-2008, 405 nucleotides. RefSeq lists its product as hypothetical. Lineage: Eukaryota; Fungi; Microsporidia; Unikaryonidae. The record is from RefSeq and is a predicted model, not a curated record. The transcript has a single exon. Gene Ontology annotation, molecular function: nucleic acid binding. The coding region runs from base 1 to 405 and encodes 134 amino acids.
AUGCAAGCUCCAUUUGAUAAGCACAUAUCGCCUACAGUACCUUAUGUCCUGCAGAGAGGAAGAAGGGCUUCUCCAAAGAUAGAGGGUAUAUCCAAAUACAUAAGACACUUAAGGAUUCCAGUUAGGAAGAACGAACUAUUUGUGGCAGGGGGAACAACAAGACAGGCCUUAGAAGAAGCUUUUCACGAGGUGGAUCUUAUAGAAGAUAUAAGGGUAUUCAAAAGAUACGCCUUUCUGUCAUUUAAGUCUAAUGCAAACAUAGACCAUAUACCCGGAAAAUGCCACAAUAUAGGAGGGAAGCCUAUGUAUGUCGACUAUGUAAGAAGGGACGAUAUCAAGUUUAUACCCAUCAGACUUAGAAACAGGGCUAGCUUAUGGUACAACCACAAAAAUAAAUUCAAAUAA